Messenger RNA from Colletotrichum navitas, 992 nucleotides. Its product is annotated as catalase. The transcript has a single exon. NCBI's taxonomy places the organism in Eukaryota, Fungi, Ascomycota, Sordariomycetes, Glomerellales, Glomerellaceae. The coding region runs from base 43 to 831 and encodes 262 amino acids. The record is from RefSeq and is a predicted model, not a curated record.
CCUGAAAAAACCCAUACACAUUCUCAAUUGAACUUAUCCAUCAUGGACGACUGGCAGGAAGCUGUAUUCACGAGGAGACAUGUUCACAAUAGUUCCAGAAAAUCAAAUGCAGGCGGGGGACGCGGUCGACGCGGUGGGGGGUUCGAAGUCAAAAAGGCAUUUGGUAACUACGAAAUCAAGUGCCCAACUGCGAUCAAAACGAGCUCAGAGUUGGGGAGGAACAAAAGGAAUGCCGCAUCUCCAACCUUGGACGUUUUUCGUCUAUCCGAAGAUGGCAAGGGUUUACUAGGAUAUUUGAGUCUGACAGGAACCCUUGAGGCCAGCAUCAUCUUGACAGGAAGCAGAAAAGUACUCGAACACUUGGUAUCACAGUUCGAGAACGAACAGGAAUCAGAGAUUGAUCUUGAUAAAGACGAGGAUAAAGGGUCAUACGAUAAAGGCCAAGACGGAUCUGUCCAUGACAGCACUCAUCAAGCUGAAGACCCCUUGACAUCGGACGACCAGGAAAAUGCAGAUCAGUCAGCUGAUGAACACCAAGAAGACAAGGAGUACAUCCGGUUUCAACAGUUCGAAAAGAACAGUUUCCGCUCCCCUAAAUUUUGGUUUCAGUGGAAGGGACAGGUGAUGACGUCCUCAACAACGCCGGAUGGCCACGCAGCCGAAAUCCCUAAAGUCGAUUCCGGGAGGGGCUACAUCGUCUUCUCGGGCAAUGAUUGCCGUUCGUUCAAGGGAACAAUCACAUGCGAUACAUUAAACUGGAAGGACGUCUCUCUUUCUGGCUGGAAACAGGUUUCCAUGAGUGAAAGGGAUGUUCCCUUUGCAUGGAACUAGUCGUCAAUGAUCCGGGAACAUAAGACUAUCCUGGAAAAUCCAUGUUUCUUUAGUUGUCCUUGAAUUCCCACUCAUAACCAACCUUGUGGUUAUUACAUUUCAGAUAUCCAUGAUUCCUUUAGAAUCUUGAUACUAUACAUCAAUAAAAGGGAAGAGUUGCC